Chlorella variabilis is the source of this 465-nucleotide messenger RNA. RefSeq lists its product as hypothetical. The record is from RefSeq and is a predicted model, not a curated record. Gene Ontology annotation, molecular function: zinc ion binding; DNA binding. Lineage: Eukaryota; Viridiplantae; Chlorophyta; Trebouxiophyceae; Chlorellales; Chlorellaceae. Bases 1 to 465 code for a protein of 154 amino acids. The transcript is spliced from 6 exons.
AUGGCUGAGUGGAGGCCGCAGGGCGGCGCGACGAACGCAUACAUGCUCGAGUACGCACGGUCCAGCCGUUCCAAGUGCCAGGGCUGCAAGGCGCUGAUAGGCAAGGGCGACCUGCGGCUGGGCAGCCCCCUGCAGAUGCACGACGCCAUCACGUUCAAGUGGCGCCACUGGGGCUGCACCACCCCUGCGGUGCUGUUCAACAUGCGCGGCAAGGUGGAGCGGCACGGCCAGGCGCUGGCGAUCGCAGGGCUGGGAAAGCUGAAGGCCGAGGAUCGGCCGGUGGUGCAGCAGUCGCUUGACAGCGGGGUGCUGACUCCUGCCAAGAAGAACCCCCACAGGAAGGCGGCCAAGAAGCGCGGCGCUUGGGUGGCGGAGGAGGAGGAUGAGGAUGAGGAUUACGUGCCCAGGCCUGAGGACCACCUCUCGAUUCCCAGAAGGCAGGCCACCAAGCGGAGCAAGAAGUGA